Messenger RNA from Armigeres subalbatus, 8263 nucleotides. Its product is annotated as calcineurin subunit B type 2. The record is from RefSeq and is a predicted model, not a curated record. Lineage: Eukaryota; Metazoa; Arthropoda; Insecta; Diptera; Culicidae. The transcript has 4 exons. Gene Ontology annotation, biological process: protein dephosphorylation; calcineurin-mediated signaling. Gene Ontology annotation, molecular function: calcium ion binding; phosphatase binding; calcium-dependent protein serine/threonine phosphatase regulator activity. The coding region runs from base 206 to 718 and encodes 170 amino acids. Gene Ontology annotation, cellular component: calcineurin complex.
GCAGAGUAAAGCAGGGACGAGAGUAGCUCAAAUUUUAGGUUUUCAGUCAACUCAAACAGUUGUAUUGGUAAUCGUCGAUUGACAGAGUGAAAAGAAGGGAAUUAUAUAUAUUUUCAGAUCUUGGCCCAUCAGUCAAAUAAUAUAGAUAGUCCAAGAGGUGUGUUCUCGGGUGUUAAUUCAGAGUUAGACAACUUAUAGCCUCAAAAUGGGAAAUGAAACAUCCUUGCCCAUGGAAUUAUGCUCAAACUUCGAUGCCGAUGAAAUUCGUCGUUUGGGCAAGCGCUUCAAGAAGCUCGACCUGGACAAUUCGGGAGCGCUCAGCAUCGACGAGUUCAUGUCCCUGCCAGAGCUGCAGCAGAACCCGCUGGUGCAACGCGUCAUAGACAUCUUCGACGCGGACGGAAACGGCGAGGUGGACUUCAAGGAGUUCAUCCAGGGCGUCUCGCAGUUCAGUGUCAAGGGCGACAAGCUGUCGAAGUUGAAAUUUGCCUUCCGAAUAUACGACAUGGAUAACGAUGGAUUCAUCUCCAACGGGGAAUUGUUUCAGGUGCUAAAAAUGAUGGUCGGCAACAACCUGAAAGACACCCAGCUGCAGCAGAUAGUCGACAAGACGAUUGUGUUCGCCGACAAGGACGAGGACGGCAAAAUCUCGUUCGACGAGUUCUGUUCCGUGGUCGGCAAUACCGACAUUCACAAAAAGAUGGUCGUCGACGUUUAAGGAAGAUUGUACACGCAAACACCCACACACACAUAAUUUUAAGCAUAUACUGAUAUAUACAUAAAAAACACACUUUUACUUGCUAGCAAAAAGAAAACUAAUUUAUUAAGUAAAACUAGUAAAAAAAACUAAGCAAGAGUGUAUGUGAAAGUUGCAUCUGAUGAAAACAGGAAAACACAAACGAUCUACUUUUUAAGUUGUUUCUAUGUUGUUCACUAUCAAUUUUAAUAAUAUUACUUGCAUAUGUAUUAACAUGGAAGAAGUGGUAUAGCGAAUAAGAUCUGUCUAGUGUGAGAAAGAUUUAAAACUCAAUGUGCGCUUGUUUCUUUUGGAAAAAAACAAAUGUCUAUUUUCCCUUAAGAUCCAACAUUUAUAUCCGGAGGUAACACACAAACACUAAUACCGUGCAUUUGGUUGUUAUAGCACAGAUAAAUAUUUAUUGUUUUUAUUAAUUUUUAUUUUCUAUUGUUUGUCGGUGAUUUCCUAUUACUCUGUUUUCUAUGUUAAAAAUCCACGAAGCUAGAACAGUACGCAAGUUAAUACCUUGCCACAGAUAGGCAGAUAUAACAUUCGAAGGAUUUUAAUUGACGGUGAUUUUGAUUGUGAACGGUCAUAAUCAAUUAAGUCGGGAACGAAAUAAUAGUUCGAUAGGAAUGUGAGAAGAACAUCUCAGCGAUAUUUUUUAAUGAAAAAUGUUUUGGGUGUUAUAUCUGUUUAUCUGCGACUAAAGCAUAAAAGAGUGCAAUUCAAAGACGUUGCGAACUAUUUUAACAUUCGGAUCUAAAGGCAAUAUAUUAAAUAUAAUAAAAAGAGAAAUGAUAAUACACGGCUCUUCUAACAGUUACGGACCAUUUUCAGCACAUUGAUCGUAAACAAAUCCCACGUUGGACUACAGCUCGUCGUAAGUACUUAAUGGAAAGAAUUGAAAACAACAAGCUAAAGCAAAUCAAAAGCAUCAUCAAUUACAACUACUACUAUUAUACAACACUCACACUGUCACAAAGAUAUGUAAUGGUCAUCCAUGCUCCAUUCGGAUUCACUUCGGUGACUGCAAAUCGAGUACUAGCAUAAUUUCCAACCCUUUAUUUGUCUUAGGACAUUCGAGUAAGAGGACAACGUUUGCGAGCAACACAUAUAGAUAUUUAACGAACUUAUUGCCACUGUUAGAGAUUAUAUCGUAUGUCAUAAAUGUCUAGCUAAUUUUUCCCCAAAUUUAAUUGUACAUGCAAAAACCAUAAGUGAACAAAAAAAAACAAAUCGAACGGUUAAGAACAGAGUACUAUCGUAGAGUCUUAGGUUAGGAGCCAAUUUUUCUAUACACUAUACUGUUGUUGAGUCGAAAACUUUUUAUCUCGUUCAUCCCAGCUCUGAAUUGUGCGCUGCUCCCAUGGGUGUACGGCGUCAAAGUCACGGUUAUUGGCGAUCUUCACAAUCUAAGCAAGAAACGAGGUACGGAUGGGAUCCACUCGAGGGGACAGAACAGAUGGAUAUUUCCAGAUUAAUUUGCAACAGAAAACAUUUGUGUUUCUACUUUGAGAAAAAAAACACAUUUUUAUAAUUAUUUACUAUAAAGAGUUCUAAGACCAGGCUUUACAUACCAAUGAGACCCAUGUGGCGGAAUGGGUAUUGUAUUAUGUUUUUUUUUGCAAUUUUGUCUGUAUUUGCGAAUUCAUGGAUAAGAACUCCACUGUACCUCUUGACAGAACUCGGCGACCACCACAAUUUCUGCUGUUUGUUUCCCAGUGGAUGCCCACUGAAUUGGUCCUCCACUAAACAUUACCAGGCAUCUGGAAUACGACCGAUAUUGAAGGAUUCGUUUCGCCUCCAUCCAACCUGUCUGUGAGGGAUAUCUCAUAGAUGUGUGCGCCACAGAGUUUUCCGGGGAAAUUCCGAAGAAUCAGUAAAGACCCGAUAAAGACCUUCAAAAUAUCUUGUUGAAGCUCCAUGGAAGGUUUUUUAUUACCCGUUGAAAUCAAAAUUUUAGACAUCGAAGGGCCGUUUGACCGAAUGUUGUUUGGCCGAAUAUGUCAUUUGGUCGAACAAACUAUUAGAACGAAACCCCUCUGGACGAAAGUCGGUUGGCCAAAAAUGUCAUUUUGGCCGAAGUGGACAUGCGGCCAAAAAUGUCAUAUAGCCGAAAAGAUUAUUUGGCCGAAAAUGCCAGUUCCAGUUCGGUCAUGUCCCUUUGGGAAGAUCCAUUAAUUACGUAAUGCAAAAAUUGGGCAUGUUGAACCACCCCACCCCCAUCUGUCAACACUUUUUCAAUGAAACAUCUGAAAAUUUUGUAUGGUACGUCACACUUUGAUCAAAACCCCCCUCCCCCCUCUAAGCGUUUCGUAAUUUGAGGACUCUCCCUUUUCGCUGUAUGUCGCUUUCAGCCAAAUUUUUCGGCCAACACAUUUUUGACAUAAUAAAUAACUGUUUCGUCCAAAUGGAUUUCGGCUAAAUGGCUUUCGGUUUCACGUGUUGUUCGGCCAAAUUGCUUCCUGCCAAAUUACAGGAGGGGCCGUUAGGCCGAAAGUCUUCAAACCUAAAACCAUUUGGCCGAACAAAUCAUUAUGGUGAAAUCUAUCUGGCCGAAAAUGUCAUUUGGACGAAACAUAACUUGUUAUUUAGCCGAAAAAGACGUUUAGCUAAAAACAACAUUCGGCCAGAAUUAUCCUUUGGCAGAACGGACCAUUUGGCUGAAAUGGACAUACAACCGGCCAAAAUGAUCCUUUGGCUGAAAAAGUCGUUUGGACAAAAUGGUCGUUUGGGUGAAAUGGCCAUUUGCUUGAAAAUGUUCUUCGACCAAAUGGGUCGAAAUUUUUACCCAUAUCGCCUGUUCAGAAAAUGAAACAUUCGGCCAUAUGACCCGUCGUCCAAAUGACAUUUUCGGCUAAAUGGCCCUUUUUGUCGAACGGUUUUUUUUCUCAAACUGCAUUUUCGGUCACAUGACCUACUAGGGCUAACGGAUUUUUCGGCAAAAUACCAGUUUGAUCGUAUGUGCCAUUCGGCCGUAUGUCGCCUCCAGCCAACUAAUAUUUUCGGCCAAAUCGUUUUUGACCUAAUAACCAUUUCGGCAAAAUAGAAAUCGUCUAGAUGGCAUUCGGCCAAAUGGCUUUCCGCCGAAUGACUUUGGGCUGAACAGCUCUUCCUGUUUUUGAAUGAUUUCCCGUAGAAUUCUAAUAAAAAAUCCCAAAGGAAUUAAAAUUCUCGGUCACAUGGCCUAUUAAGCCAAACGACCUGUUAGGGCAAAUGGCUUUUUUGGCUGAAUUACCAGUUCGAUCGUAUGGCGCUUCCGGUCAAAUGUCCUUUUCGGCUAAACCGUUUUGGCCAAAUAGAAUUCGUCUAGAUGAUUUUCGGCUUAAUUAUUAUACGGCCAAGUGGCAUUCUGCCAAAUGGCAUUCCACCGAAUUACUUUGGGCUGAAUGGCGAGCAGAUUUGCCAGCUCUCAAGCAUCGGGUAUCUCCAGCGACUUGAUCUCGUCGCAAUACGCCACUGCGCCGCAUCUGGCCUUUGACUGCUUCAACGAUACUUUUCGGUUCCACUACAAACUUGCCUGUGUUGAACUUGGUGUAAUAUAAAACAAAUAAGAAGGGUUGUGUACAAUACAUGCCCGCAAGGUAGACGUUGGACAACGCAAGGCCAUCGUUGCGAUUAAUAUUUCUGUCGUCACUAAGCGAUUGUGUUUUGUACUUUGAUUCUGCUAAGGAUGGAAAUUUACUGCCGUCGCCAAGCGAUCAAUUUGCAAUUGUCUUGUCUUGUCUUAGUACAUGCACAGCCAGUAGAAACAAGCGAUCAAUUUGCAAUUUUAAACAAAACUCGUCUUGAUUGAACCUGCUCUUGUAUAAAAUGGUGGUCCUGAGAAGAACCGAUUGAUUUCUAAUAAUAGUGACAAUUGUGGCUUGGGAGCUGCUUCCACUGAUAAUUACCAAUCGUUAAUACCUCAGACGCUACCGUUGCAGAAAUGUAUUCCACCGCGUUGCUGCCACGACCGCCACAGACACAAUCGUAGCGGAACAGGCAACCGAUAGCCCGAAUGUUGCGAGAAAUCUCACCUGAGUGUUGCUGAUGCUAACGACGACGACCACACGACCCACGCCGUCGGUGAAAAUAAAAUUGUAUGAAAUUAUGGCCCUGAACAAAAAAAAAAACGAUUUAUUUUCUAUGAUGCGCAUUUCCAAACACGAACUGCAACAAAACCAGAGCCAGAACCAAACGAGAAAAUUUCACUGGAGUCCUGCUGCUGCCGACGACAGCCACUCGGUAGUUUGCCGUUGAAACGCUACGGACGCAGGAACCACCUUCAUCGGGGCAGGGACCGCUACCGACACCAUCGUACUUUCCGCUCUCAUCGGCCGCUCUUCGAAACACGGGUCUUUUAUGCCCAGAGAAAAUAAAGCGGUGGGCCAGAAGGCCCGUAACUUACAUGAUUCUGAUGUCCGUGUUGGGAAUGCAUGGAAUGGGAAUUGUAUGACAAGAAUUAAAUUUUACAAUAGUUUAUCGUAAAUAAUCUUGAUUUUUGAUGAAAUUGACAAAUUUCUGGAGAGUUUCCGAGUCGAUUGAUAUAUAAAUCUUCGAAAUUGAUCGAAAGAUAAAGACGGUAUUAACGUUCAAAAUCCUAUAAGAUUUCGUGAUGGUCCCCAAUUUUAGAUUCUGAUUUGAGACCCAAUACUUUCGGGUAAGACGUUGUCCAACGUCGAAACACAAUAAUAAGGAAAUUUAAUAAAAUUGCGGGUCUUCACACUGUGAGUCGUAAGGUGAGGAAUCAAACGUGUACACCUCCUGAACCAACGCGUCGCCAUCGUCGAAUUCAUCUUCCAGUGGUUGUGAUAGACAACGAAUGUCAACUUUUCCACUUUCGGUCCCAGCUUGUUUCGCUUUUUAUUGGGAAUGUGAGCGAACGCAGAACAUCCGAAAACAUCGAAAACAUGCAAUCGUCCGUAAUCCGAUUUCUUCCCAAACUUUAGCUCAAAUGGUGUUUUCCAGACGUAUCUUGAUGGCAGCAUUAUCUGCAGAUAAACGGCCGUGUUGGUUGCUUUUGGUAGAUGUUGAAUCAUUUUUGGUCAAUGUCUUAUUAGUAUUGCUGGGCAGCACCAGCCAUUAUUAUGAUCGGGUGAUUUUUUAAUUUAUGAGCUGUCAAUUUUAAUCACUCACUCCAAAAUCUUCAGAACCUUAGGCUUCGGUCCGAUUCGCGAAUUAAAAUCAAAUUAAACUUUAAAAUGACAAUUCAAUAAUUUACAAAUAACCCUGGUCGCAGAGCAAGAUUACUUUUGACAGAUGUUGAAUCAUUUUUGAUAGAUAUUUUGUUGGUCUUGCUGGGUAGCACCAGCCAUUCUUAUGAGCGGGUGAUUUCAUAAUUUCCGAACUGUAAUUUUUAAGUUUAAUUUGAUUUUAAUUCGCGAAUCGGACCGAAGCCUUAGUUACUAUGAACGCUAAUGGUGUUGCCAUGCCAACCGUCACCUCUGGUUUCGAUUUUUUCUUCAACACGUGGUUCUGGAUAGCACCGCCAUUUGUGGGUUCCCGUCCAGUUCUUGACACUGGGCACUCUCGUUUCAUAUGACCGGACUUGUGGCAUUUAUGACAUACAAUGGGCUAUUUGCUAUCGUCAGGAUGUCGGCAGAAUCCGACCGAGAGUCGGGCUGCAGACCCUGUCCAUCGUUUGCGACACAAGGGAACAGCUGCUCCAUGUGGAACAGAUGACCCUCCAUGUACCCAUCGUCGGUGUACUCAACUUUGCCCAACUUUACAGCACUACACGCGGAAUAAUAUUAUCGUCUUCUGGUGGUGUUUCUUUAGCUCUUCCCAGGUCUUGCAGUUCUGGACAAGUGGAUUUUUACUGUCGUCGACAAUUAAAACUUUUGUGGCUCUUGCAUCCGUCAAAGGUUUUUUUAUUGGCAUAUUUAUUUGUUAUAGGCACUCUGUUUUUUGGCCGCUAUUGUGCCGUGAUCUACCCUUGGUAUUCUGCUGUAGAUAAUCCUCACAGAAUCUAUAUUUUUUAGAUAUCCAUAAUUUGUUAUUGUUGCCUGUGCCAAUUCAUCUCAUCGUGAGUCCGUUGUGUCUAUUUGUCCAUGGUAAAUCCAAGAAUCGUUGCAUUGUACGGUUGCCAUUUAUCGAGGUACGUCGGAGGAAUGCCUCCGAGAAGAACAGUUUUGUCGGUCGUCGUCAGGAUGCCGUGGCGGUGAGGCGCGUUCCCCAAAAACGCCACCGUACGAACUGCGCUUACGACGACUGACGAGGGUUUUGGUGUAGAGGCUGGGAAUCGGACCCAUAACCAUUUGCUUAAAAGACGAACGUGUAGCUACGGGACCCCCAAUCCGUCAAAGGUUGUGUAGUGGUUUCUUCCACUUGUUUCCUAGCCACCGCACUUCAACUUGUCCAGGCCGAACUUGGUUCCUCUUAUAUCAGGAACGUGAAAAAAAAUUGAAGUAAAAUAUAUGUCAAGACCAAGUACAGCAUUUUUUUUCAUAUUGAUAUUGCUACUGUGCUGAUUCAAAUAUGCCACUAAUCUAAGUUCGUGUUAAUUUGUUGAUAUUCAAUAAUGGUUUCUGAUAUCAGGUAAGUAAUGGAACUUUUUCAUCCGUACCUCGUGUCACACUUAUUGACAAAGACAUAGUUUAAAACAAAUGUGUUCCAAUACCGUGAUUUUGACACCGUGAUACUGUGUUUUAUGCCAUCCGUCGUUAUUCACAUGUGAGAAAUAAAAGAAAUACCCUUAAAAUUCAUUGAUUCGGAAUGACCUCUCCUUUUAACGAUCCACCGUUGAUUACGCCCUUCGUCUGUCAAUGUGAUAGAUUUAGUCUCGCCAAAAAGAUGAAAUAACUUUCAGGUUUUCUUUUUACGUUCGAUUCACUCCAUAUUUCCCAAUCAAAUAGGUCAUUGAAAUGUUGUUGAGCACACAUACAUACACCUUUACCACGAUAACCUUAACAAGAUACAGAAAUUACAACAGAAAUCGGAAUUUUAACAAAAUCGACUUAUCACUAGUUACAUACAAAUACAUAAAUAACGGUUCAGAAUUCGCGAAUCUGUUGAUGGAUCGACAAACUGAAGAAACUUGUUUCAUUGGAAUAUGAACUUUUUACAAAAUUCAAAUCCCACUGAGAACAAGCUUCCCCCACACCCCCGGUGAAAACGAAUACAAUCCCUUGCUCCGCACAGAAACAAAAAAAGAAACGAACCCAGUGCAAUGAAUCGGGAAACCAAUGCGUUCUGCUUGCAAUACUAAAUGUGCAAUUAAAUCCCCUUCUUUUCGGAAAUCGGGGCCGCCGAAAAUCGGGUGCGUUGUUUUUGGGUUUGGGGCGGCGGAAAAAACCCAUAUGAACCAUGACCACUGAUACACGAAGUGAAAAUUUAGAAAAUCUAUUCGGCAAAUUUGAGGAAAACAUAUUGAAAGAACAACAAACAUGUGGACAAGAGUAAAAAACAAUGUAACAAGAAGCAAAACAGAGGCAAGAAAUUAUUCGUUUCAAUGGCAUGCUGAAAACAAUGCAUUACAGAAAUUAUCUAUUUCUAUUAAACUUACAAAUGAAUGAAAUAAAAUCUUUUUUCAAAACACUUCAA